Messenger RNA from Telopea speciosissima, 633 nucleotides. Its product is annotated as zinc finger protein GIS3-like. Gene Ontology annotation, molecular function: DNA-binding transcription factor activity. Bases 1 to 633 code for a protein of 210 amino acids. NCBI's taxonomy places the organism in Eukaryota, Viridiplantae, Streptophyta, Magnoliopsida, Proteales, Proteaceae. The record is from RefSeq and is a predicted model, not a curated record. The transcript has a single exon.
AUGAUGCAGAACGGAUCUACUGUUGCUUUAGGGUCAAGUAAUUGCCCAGAGCCAUCUGAGCCAAACUCAACUGUCAUGCCAAGUAUAAACAAUGAGAAAGAAACUCAGCAUGUGUUGGACUGGAAUCAUCCAUGCAGCUAUUGCUCCAAGAUUUUCUCAACUCCACAAGCUUUAGGUGGCCAUCAGAAUGCUCAUCGAAGAGAGAAAGCUGAAGAAAGAUGGAAACGUCGCAUGGCAAAUAGAAAUCGCUCUAGUUCCCACUCAAUAACCGAUCUUUCGGUAAAUUUUCAUGGUGGAGAUUCGGUAUCCGAGCAUUCAACUACCGUCAUGUCCAAGCCAAUGUUCCAAUAUGAACCUCCAACUGGGUUCCAAUAUUUGCAUAAUUUUGCACCUGGUUAUGGACCCAUUCCUUCGAUGCAAGUGCAUGGUUUAAUGCUUCAGCCUGGGUUUGUUGGAGGCCAAAUUCCAAUACUUGGAAAUCCGUAUUACUACCCAUAUCCACCACCAAUAGAGGGUAUUCUAUGGCACCCACAACCUCAUGAGUUGAAUCUUCUACGAGAAGAAGAGCCAAAGUUGUUGGUUGAAGAAGAUGCGAGUUCAACUGGAAGUGUGGAUCUAACUUUGAAGUUGUAA